AUGGCCUUUCACUUUGCGCGCCGUCCGGUGCGUGCGACGGUAUCCUUUGUCAAGGCAGCCUGUCUCGUCCACCUCGGCAUCACCUACGGCUACACCAUCAGUCCAGCCCAAGGUCCCUCUAUGCUUCCAACCUUCACCGUUGAUGGCGAUUGGAUUCUAUGCGAUCAUACCCGUCGCUAUGGUCGUGGAGUCUCUGUCGGAGAUCUUGUUGUCUACCGGAUUCCCGUCUUUACCAACCAAUGGGGUGUUAAACGAGUAACGGGCAUGCCGGGCGACUACGUCUCAGUAGGGACACCGGGAGAUCCAGGUGAAGAGUUGAUGAUUCAGGUCCCAGAAGGCCACUGCUGGAUCACAGGAGAUAAUCUCCCUGCUUCUCGAGACUCGAGGCAUUUCGGCCCCUUGCCUCUAGCUCUCGUCGCUGGCACCACCAUCGCCAAGGUCCUGCCAUGGAACGAGCGGAAAUGGAUAAAGAACGGUCUUGAGACCCCUCCAGAUUUAGACUAA
Molecule: messenger RNA, 504 nt
Organism: Fusarium keratoplasticum
Lineage: Eukaryota; Fungi; Ascomycota; Sordariomycetes; Hypocreales; Nectriaceae
Product: Mitochondrial inner membrane protease subunit
Exons: 2
Coding region: 1-504 (167 amino acids)
Cellular component (GO): mitochondrial inner membrane peptidase complex; membrane
Molecular function (GO): serine-type endopeptidase activity
Source: RefSeq, a predicted model, not a curated record